AGGAUUUUUGGUGUGAGAAGCGCUAGAGUUGGUAAGAGUGUCACGUUGUGGGAGAGACUGGCAUGUUUUUGGAGGGAGGUAGGGAGGCUGAGAGGGUAUGGGUGAGAAGGCAGGUAGGAAAGUGCAUAUUGUAGGAAAAAAGUAGUGAGGAAAGUUGAAAAUUGAAGAAUGGGGACACACAGAACAAUGAGGGUGGAUUGUUGGUUAUUGGUGGUUUAGAACUACCCAUAGUUUAGUUUCUGUUUAGGUUUUUAUGUUAGAAAUUUUCCCAAGAAUACUGCAUUUUCAGAUAAACCAAAAGUGUCUGCAGCCUUGGGAUGAAGGCCAUGGGUUGGCAGAUGUUCUCCUGGUAUAUGAUGUAGCUCAUUUUGGGCCUGGCUAAGGGAAGAAGGAAGGCCUCGUUGUAACUGUCCUGGCUGUGUUCCCACUAGCUCUUUCCCCAGAUGUGCACUGUUUUUUUUUGUUUGUUUUUGUUUUUGUUUUUUAAUCAUCCCCACCGCCUCCCCCCAGGCUUCAUCCAGUGAAUACUAGAGGGAUCGAACAGUCGCAACCAAGGCGAUGUCUUACUACCUCAGCUCAGAAAACCACCUGGACCCAGGGCCCAUCUACAUGCGAGAAAAUGGGCAGCUGCACAUGGUCAAUCUGGCUCUGGAUGGUGUCAGGAGUAGCCUGCAGAAGCCAAGGCCUUUCAGACUGUUCCCCAAAGGCUUUUCCGUGGAGCUUUGCAUGAACAGGGAAGACGACACUGCACAGAAAGAGAAGACUGAUCAUUUCAUCUUCACAUACACCCGGGAGGGGAAUCUUCGGUACUCCGCCAAAUCCCUCUUCAGCCUUGUCCUGGGUUUCAUCUCCGACAAUGUGGAUCACAUUGAUUCCCUUAUAGGCUUUCCUGAGCAGAUUGCUGAAAAGCUGUUCUCUGCUGCUGAAGCCAGACAGAAAUUCACUGAGCCAGGUGCAGGGCUGAGGGCUUUACAGAAAUUCACUGAGGCCUAUGGAAGUUUGGUGCUUUGCUCCCUGUGUUUGCGAAACAGGUAUCUGGUGAUUUCAGAAAAACUUGAGGAGAUUAAGUCUUUCCGGGAGCUGACCUGCCUGGAUCUUUCGUGUUGCAAGCUUGGAGAUGAGCAUGAACUUCUGGAACAUCUCACCAAUGAAGCCCUGUCUAGUGUAACUCAGCUCCACCUGAAGGAUAAUUGUUUAUCUGAUGCUGGGGUGCGGAAGAUGACAGCACCAGUUCGAGUGAUGAAAAGAGGCCUUGAGAAUCUAACAUUAUUAGACUUAUCAUGUAACCCUGAGAUCACAGAUGCAGGCAUUGGAUACCUCUUUUCUUUUAGGAAACUAAACUGCUUAGAUAUCUCUGGGACAGGGCUCAAGGACAUCAAAACCGUCAAGCACAAGCUCCAGACCCACAUAGGCCUUGUUCACUCCAAAGUGCCUUUGAAAGAAUUUGAUCAUAGUAACUGCAAGACAGAGGGCUGGGCUGACCAGAUCGUUCUGCAGUGGGAGCGUGUGACUGCGGAAGCUGUGAAGCCACGGGAAACCUCAGAGCCUAGAGCGGCAGCCCAGCGCUUCUAUGGGAAGCGGUCUCGAGCAGAAGCCCCACUGAAGUGUCCCCUGGCAGACACCCACAUGAACUCUUCCGAGAAACUCCAGUUCUAUAAAGAGAAAGCCCCAGAUUGCCAUGGGCCAGUGUUGAAACACGAAGCUAUCUCAAGCCAGGAGUCAAAGAAGAGCAAGAAGAGACCUUUUGAGGAGUCAGAGACAGAACAGAAUAACUCUUCACAACCUUCAAAGCAGAAGUAUGUAUGUCUUGCUGUGGAAGACUGGGACUUGUUAAAUUCCUAUUGAUUAGUAGAUACAAGUUGACCUUUCUCUGGCCCCCAGCUCUAGUGUUUGAGUAAAGGAGACUGAGGAUGAUUUACUUUUUGUUUGAAUUUACCUGUGGCAUUAGCAUAGUAAGCAGAUAUUUCUACUUUUGUGGUGGGGGAGGGGAAUGCUAUGGAAGUAUGUAAUAAUUUCUAAUGUAUAUUUUCAAUACAUAGUAAUUUUUUCAAAUAAACAUUUUUGCUGUCCUUAA
Molecule: messenger RNA, 2074 nt
Organism: Nomascus leucogenys (northern white-cheeked gibbon)
Lineage: Eukaryota; Metazoa; Chordata; Mammalia; Primates; Hylobatidae
Gene: LRRC42
Product: leucine rich repeat containing 42
Molecular function (GO): protein binding
Source: RefSeq, a predicted model, not a curated record